AUGGGUAACAGAAAUAAACCCAAAGUCAAGGCCAACGAGGGUCAACAUAGUGGUAAACAAUCGUGGAUCACACAUGCAACACCUACUUCGAAAAAAGGACCAAUUUGGAAGCAAGCCCCAAAGAAAUUCGUCCCUGAAGUUCAUAAUGAAACAAAUAUAUGGAUCUGGCCUUCUCUGGAUCAGCAAAAAGCACAAACUGCUGGUAAAUCUGCAAAGACUGCCAAGAAAAAGCCUGCAGAGGAAAAUGAUAACUCCACUGCGACUACAUUUGUUCCAGGUUCCACUUCAAACAAAUUCGUUUUGAGGUAUUACACCAAUAAUUCGGUACCUGCUAAAGGAUCCAUUUGGGAACAUCCUCCUCUUCCUGGCACUGCCAAAUUCCAGCCUUCUUCUGAUCUUGACCCAACAGCAUGGUCUACUAUACCCGAAAAUGCAAAAUGGUCUACACUCCCUGCAUAUGCCAUCAAUCCUGCACUCAAAUCAGUUGAAGUUCCGUGGUGCACCAAAAAGAGAGCAAUUGCAAUUCUCACUCAGGCGGCUCCUUCAAGUCCAGAUGUUGCAGUUUCUGCUGAUGUGACAAGUCCACCAGCUACUAAGAGUCCUUGGGCUACAGUCCCAACUACCAUUGCAUUUCCUACUCCUCCCAAACAGGAAAAUCCGAAUAACGUUGUUGCAAAUCUUGACUGGGGUGUUCAACCUGCGGUAGUUGCUGAGAAAGAUACUAUUGCAGCAAAUGCUUGGGACGAUGUACCAGAAGUCACAGAACCGGUAGAACCUUUUCCCAAUUUGGUUAACUGGCCUUUCACGGGCGAAAAAGAUAGAUUCAAGAAGUUGGCUUCAGUGGGACCAUUUGUUUUUAACUGGAGGGAAAAUGUGUUCAAGCAUCCCAAACAUAAUCAAGAGCAAAGUACAUUAAUCAAAGUACUUCAAAUAGAAGGUAUCGAUGCCAUUCUUCUCAAAUAUAUUUGGGAGAACCAUAGCAAUGCUUCUGCUCUUUCCAGAACUAGUCAGAGAACAUGGGAAGUUUUGAUGGCUAUUACUGGUAUCUGGGAUAUGACUGGAGGUUGUUUCGAAGGCUGCGAUGCGCCGAGAGAGGAGAAUGACUUCGAUGCUAGAGCAGCUUCAGUUGUGGUCGUCACACCUACUAGGGAUACGGAACCUAUCAAUUAUGUUAGUCAAAUCGAGAACUUGAAUAACAUGUGUAUGGCUAUGCACAACUUCAGCGAAUUCCUCCAAAACAUCCAACUACAUCACGUUCCCUUCCUCACCACCCACAUUCUCGCCUUAGUCAUUCCCGAAAUACGCAAGCUCAAAACCCUCGGUGUCUACAACUGUGAAUUGAUUCAUCUCGGUGAUGGUAUCGAACUCCUCAGCAUCAUCACACGGGAUCGUCUUCGAGGUUGCGAACACCAAGUCGAUUUAGAUUUCUAUCCAGCAUACCACGUUGGUCCUUACCCCUUUCAUCAAGCUGGUGAUCAGAAAGGAGAGAGAAGAUUAGGGGGAGAGUAUUCAUAUGGUGUUACUUGGGAUGAUCCUGGUAUGCAUGUUGCUGAUAUCCGAAUUGCCAUCUGGCAGGAAGUUCAUAGUCUUCUUCGUCAGUCGAGAGCUCAGGGUAUUAAUUUUGUUUCUAAACAUACGAUGUUUAGACAAUGGUUGGAUAAGUCACCUUGUAUGCUGGUAGAGGAAACUCUCAAGAUUCUUAUGGAUGAUGACGUAACAGUCGAUCAUAUUAUUGCUCAUGUUGCAUAUCAAGAUUUUGGUGGCAAGGUUGAGAAAUAUCACGAGGCUUUAAAAGGAAAAGGCAUUGCAAAUAAAACCGAGGGUGUGAAAUGGAUGGCAGAAGGCUUUGUAUGUUGUCAAUGCGGACAUCUCCUCCCCGGAGUCUGGUUCUCCUACCAAAUGAUCCGACAAUACAAACUCGAUCCCGUCGACCAACCCAUCUGUCAAGCCUGCAAAUUAUUUCAAUACUUAAACCAGGAAAACGACCACUACAAAUUAGAAAAGUUCAGCAUCAUCAAAGCAUGGUGCUGGGAGCCCCUCCUUCCUAGUGUUCCCGGAGGUCCAGUCCAAGGAGAAUGGAAUACCAAUGAUAUAGGCAAAUUUCUCCGCACCUUCAAGAGUGUACCUGAAGGUUGCCGGAUCAGACGACUGGCGCGAAUACUACAGAAGAAGAGAGAGCUCGAUGAGAGUCGUCAAAUUUUUCAUGAAAUCGAUGAAGUGCAACGCCCAAUUAGCAAUCAGGCUUUGGGCAGAAGAGGCGCGUAUGGAAUUCGUGCGGCGACGGUCCAGGAUAAAUUGUGGAUUGAAAGUGGAAGAAAACAUAGUGAAUGGGAUUCUUUCCGGGAAGAUCGAAUUAAUGGUCAUGGUGUACCGGCUACCUUUAGGGGACAUUGGUAG
Messenger RNA from Botrytis fragariae, 2397 nucleotides. RefSeq lists its product as uncharacterized. Bases 1 to 2397 code for a protein of 798 amino acids. The transcript has 5 exons. The record is from RefSeq and is a predicted model, not a curated record. NCBI's taxonomy places the organism in Eukaryota, Fungi, Ascomycota, Leotiomycetes, Helotiales, Sclerotiniaceae.